AUGGCCUCGGUCGCUCAGGCAGCGGCGGUUGUUCGCCAGACUGAAGGGUUUGCCCCGGGUGCUGAUGGGAAAUAUACCAUUUCCGCUCCUGGGAUCAAGGCUCAGUUCAUCCCCUACGGCGCCACGCUCACCAACCUCUUUGUUAGAGACAAGAACGGCGAUGAUAUUGAUGUUGUGUUGGGAUACGACGACAUUGACUACUACCCCGUCGACCCAGGCCAUCCCGUCUACAACGCCAUCCCGGGACGCUACGCCAACCGCAUCGGCAACGGGAAAUACUCCAUCGGCGGCGUCGAGUACACCACGCAGAAAAACGACGGCGACAACACCCUCCACAGCGGGACGAACAACUGGUCGUUCCGCUUCUGGGACGUGACUGCCCUGUCGGAGGACUCGAUCACUUUUUCGAUUUUGGACAAGUCCAACUCUUCCCAGGGGUUUUUCGGCGAUGUCAAGUCGAGCGUGACAUACAGCGUUACCGACAGCACGUGGAAAAUAAAGAUCACGGCUGAUUCGCUUGAUCAAAAGACUCCGAUCCUCCUGACUCAGCACACCUACUUCAACCUCGACGCCUACCGCAACCCGGCCACCUCCCUGAUCUGGGACCACACCCUCCACCUCCCCUACUCCUCCCGCUACCUCGAAGCCGACCAAGGCGCCCUCCCCACCGGCAAGAUCCUCACCGCCGCCCCGGGCUCCAUCAACGACUUCGCCUCCUCCGCCAACCUCAAGUUCGGCCACUCCCGCGAUGACCCCAAGUUCCAGGGCAACUGCGGCGCCAACGGCGCGUGCGAGGGGUACAACGGGUACUGGCUCAUCGAGGACGCCCCCGAGGACGCGGUCGUCCUGACGCUGGCGAGCGAGUUUAGUGGUGUCAAGGCGGAGCUGAGGACUGAUCAGCCCGGGGUGGUGAUUUAUUCUUGCUCGUGGAUGGACGGGAGCGCGGACGUGAAGAAGAGCACCCAGGGGCUGGGGGAGAAGAACAACAAGGUUGUCAAGAGCAGCUGUGUCGCGAUUGAGGCGCAGGAUUAUCCUGAUGGGAUUAACAAGCCGGAGUGGGGACGUCUCGAGAAGCAGAUCUUUGGGCCGGGGGAGCGGUAUGUUCAGGAGACUUCUUGGACUUUUGGACUGGUUUAA
Messenger RNA from Podospora anserina S mat+, 1137 nucleotides. RefSeq lists its product as uncharacterized. The transcript is spliced from 4 exons. Gene Ontology annotation, molecular function: aldose 1-epimerase activity; carbohydrate binding. The coding region runs from base 1 to 1137 and encodes 378 amino acids. The record is from RefSeq and is a predicted model, not a curated record. Gene Ontology annotation, biological process: beta-D-galactose catabolic process via UDP-galactose, Leloir pathway; glucose metabolic process. NCBI's taxonomy places the organism in Eukaryota, Fungi, Ascomycota, Sordariomycetes, Sordariales, Podosporaceae.